This is a messenger RNA of Priceomyces carsonii, 1863 nucleotides long. RefSeq lists its product as uncharacterized. The transcript has a single exon. Bases 1 to 1863 code for a protein of 620 amino acids. The record is from RefSeq and is a predicted model, not a curated record. NCBI's taxonomy places the organism in Eukaryota, Fungi, Ascomycota, Pichiomycetes, Serinales, Debaryomycetaceae. Gene Ontology annotation, cellular component: cytoplasm; ubiquitin ligase complex. Gene Ontology annotation, molecular function: protein binding.
AUGUCUAGCAAUAAUAAUGAACAGAACUUUCAAAGUCAAAGCUCGUAUCUAGAUGUACCUCUUGACUAUGAGAGUCUGCUCUCAUCAAGAAUGAUGACGAGUAUGGGGAUUACUAAUAAUGAACAAAGUUUAAAGAAAGUAUUUUCUGAUCUUUGCCUUGCGUGUAGAUCGGGAGAUCUUGAAACCGCUGAUUCUCUUUUGUCAACACCCAGUCUUGAUAUCAAUCAAGUGGAUGAAUGGGAUUAUUCACCUUUGAUUUUAGCCUCCAUAUGUGGGCACACUAAGAUUGUUGAAUUACUAUUGUCAAGAGGUGCUGUUUGCGAUAGAGAUACCUUUCAAGGGGCUAGAUGCAUCUACGGGGCUCUAAAUGAUGAAAUUCGUGACCUACUAGUAAGCUUUGAUAUAUCCAAAAGUGUAGAUUUAUCGCAGCCUUUUGCUAGCCACAUUUCAUCCCUUCUCAAUACAACGAGUGAAAUAAAGACUACAGACAUUGCAUUUUAUUUUCCAUAUGCAAAGACUUCUAAUGGGGAAAGUCGGGUUUUUGCUUUAAAUAGGUUUUUGAUGGCCGCAAGAAGCCCUUAUUUCCGUCAGAAGUUUCAAGGUGAAUGGAAAAAUUUGACAGUCGUAGAGGUACAACUGGAUGUUGAUCCAAUUGCUUUCAAGGCAAUUGUUAAUUAUGUCUACCUAAAGACAGAUGCGAUUCCAGUUGAUCAGGUCGAUGUAAGAACAAAUUUGAGGAAACUAGCGAUUAGAUAUAAUUUAGAUGAUCUUUUAAAGGGGAUUGACAUGAUAAGUAAAGCAGAGGAUGACAAACAUAGGGCAAAAAUCAAACAUGAAAUGUCGUUUAUAUUUGUCGAAAAAGCAAGAAAAGACAUGGAUUCUUUCUUAGAAAAGCAUGUUGUAAGAAACAAGCUUAGAAUCGAUCUAAACUUGUCAACGGAAGCUGAUUCUGAAGAUUUCGACGUUCGUAUGCACAUACAAAACGAGCUGAAACAAAAAUUGCUAGAUUCUUCUGCUAUUCCUGAUAUUAUAUUAGCGGCCAUUGAUGAGGAGACAGAAUCUAUCGUAUUUUAUCCUACCAACAAGCCCAUAAUAGCACGUUCUGAGUAUUUUGAUACGAUGAUGAAAUCUGACAUUUUUAAAUCCUCAUUGCGUGAUCCGCCUUUGCAUAAAAGUAAAAUUAAUCAACUUUCAUGGCUGGUAAUUGAUAGAGUCUCAUUGAAUCACCAAGACAUCCCCGUGAUUCAAAUUUCAUCAAGCUGCACAGACGAACAAGUUGCAGAAAUAAUUUUAUCUUUCUUUUACCACGACGAUGUGAAACAAAUCCCCCUCCAUUUGAGUGUUGAAUUGCUUUUCGCCGCUGACGAGUUAUUUUUGGACAGACUUAAGACGAUGGCUGCAGUCAAAAUAACUUCAAGUGUAUCUCAAUUAACUUACGACGAAUUUAAGUCUCUAGCCGAUUCUUUUGGCUAUGAUGCAUAUGACUUGAUUCGAGUCGCUUGGAAUAUCAACUGUGAAAAACUAGAGCAACAUAUGACAAAACUUAUAGCUCACAACUUAGAGACAAUAUAUCAUAACCAUGAAGAGAAGAAAAGGUUUAGUUCACUUAUCAAAGAGAGUGCAUCACGAAUCGAGGAGAGACAAGAUACGGAUACAAUUGAAUUAAUAGAUGAUAUAAGGUAUUAUUUGGGUAAGAAAUACGCUAUUGGGGAUCUGUUCAAAGACUUUGAGGAUCUUGGUCCAACUAUAGGAGGUACAAAAGGAUCUGAAGAUAUUCUUAUUCUUAAAAAAUCCAUCAAAAUGUAUGACAGAGAAAAUGAAAUGAUUGAUCUGUUAUUGGAAGAGUUGGCUUUAGAUGCUUAG